Messenger RNA from Centropristis striata (black sea bass), 2926 nucleotides. Its product is annotated as GTPase IMAP family member 8-like. Lineage: Eukaryota; Metazoa; Chordata; Actinopteri; Perciformes; Serranidae. Gene Ontology annotation, molecular function: GTP binding. The transcript has 2 exons. Bases 1 to 2262 code for a protein of 753 amino acids. The record is from RefSeq and is a predicted model, not a curated record.
AUGGAACCAGCUCUAAACAUGGUUCUGUGUGGGAGGAGAGGAGCAGGGAAGACCUCAGCAGCCAAGGCCAUUUUAGGUGAGACAGAGCUUCAUUCGGUCUCCAGCUCAGAGUGUGUUAAACAUCAGGGAGAGGUGUGUGGACGUUGGGUUUCCCUGGUGGAGCUGCCUGCAUUGAAUGGAAAACCUCAGGAGGAAGUGAUGGAGGAAUCAUUGAGGUGUAUCUCCCUCUGUGAUCCUGAGGGCGUCCAUGCCUUCAUCCUGGUCCUUCCUGUGGGUCCCCUCACUGAUGAAGACAAGGGAGAGUUGGAGACCAUCCAGAACACUUUCAGCUCUCGAGUCAAUGACUUCACCAUGAUUCUGUUCACUGAGUCAGAUCCUCCAGCUACAGAUGUUGUCAAUAAUUUAAGACAAAACAAAGACAUCCAGCAGUUCCUUCAGAGCUCUGGAGGAAAAUACAUUAUCCUCAACAUCAGGGACCAGAAGCAGAUCCCACAGCUGUUGGAUGCUGUGGAAAAACCAUGUUGCUAUACAACAGCAACAUUUGCAAAUUCCCAAAUAAAAAAGAUCAUACAACAAGAGAAAUGUAUCAACAUGCAACAAGCUGAACUUCAGAUGCUGAAAAAUAGCACUUGUCUCACAGGUGAUGAAGAGCAUCAGAGCCCAGAGUGUCUCAGGAUUGUGCUGAUAGGGAAGACCGGCUGUGGGAAGAGUUCCUCAGGAAACACCAUUCUAGGAAGAAAGGAGUUUAAAGCUGAAUCAAGUCAAAAAUCAGUUACUAAAGAGUGUCAGAAAGCUCAGAGUGAAGUGGACGGCCGUCCUGUUGUUGUAGUCGACACUCCUGGUCUGUUUGACACAAAUCUGUCUCAUGAGGAAGUUAAUGAAGAGAUGGUGAGAUGCAUCAGUCUUCUGGCUCCAGGACCACAUGUCUUCCUGUUGGUGAUAAAAAUUGACAGAUUCACAUCAGUGGACAAGGAGGCAUUGAAACUGAUCAAGGAAGGCUUUGGGAAGAAUGCUGAAAAGUUCACCAUCAUUCUUUUAACUGGAGGAGAUUCACUGGAACACGAGAAGAUUCCUGUUAAGAAUUACAUUCAAGAAAAAUCUGAUGAUUCCUUUAAGAAACUGAUUUCUGACUGUGGAGGAAGAUACCAUGUGUUCAAUAACUAUAAUGAACAAAACCACAAACAAGUCAGUGAGCUGGUGACAAAGAUCAACACCAUGGUGAAGGAGAAUGGAGGCAGCUGCUACACCAAUGAGAUGCUGCAAAAGGCCGAGGCAGCAAUACAGAAAGAAAUGGAGAAGAUCCUGAAGGAGAAGGAAGAAGAGAUGCAGAGAGAGAAGGAGGAACUACAGAGAAAACAUGAGAGAAAACUGCAAGAAAUGAAGAGAAGAAUGGAAGAACAGGGAGUGAAAAUUGAAAAUGAGAGGAAACAGAGAGAAAAACAACUUCAGGAAUACAUGAGCAACGAGCUUAACAAAAGAAAGAAAGAACAAGAAAGGAGAGAAAAAGAAGAAUUGGAGAGGAAAAGACAAGAAGAAUUACAGCGACUGGGGUGGCAAAAGAAAAUUGAAGCUAUGGAGAUUCAAAUUAAACAAGAAUCUGAAUCAAAAGAAACCAUAGACAGAGAGCUAAAGCAGAAAACAAAACUGAUGAAAGAAAAACAAGAGGCUUGGGAAAGAGAACGAAAAGAGUGGUGGGAGAAAAGAGAUCAGGAUAAUGAGAAAAGGCAACAGGAAGAAUGUACAAUAAUUAAAGGUCUAAAAGAAGAGCAAGAAAUCUAUGAAAAAAACAUAAAAGAACAGGACGUAAUCCAAAGAGAAAGGGAGGAAAAAGAGCAAAAGGAACUGGAGGAAAACUACAAGAAAUCCCUGGUGCGUAUUAAGGAGGAAUUUGAAGAGGAAGCCAGGAAGAAAGCGGAGGAAUUUAAUACAUAUGGAGAGAAAUGCAAGAAGGAGUUGAAAGAGCGUGAGGAAGAAAUAAAAGCAGAAAAAGAGCACUAUGAAAACUUGAAGGCUCAGUCUGCUCAGAGUGAAGAAAAAAUGUCGAAAAAACAUCAAGAACGAAUCAACGACUUGGUGAGAUGUGUCUCCAAAAAAAGAAAAAAUGUUAAAAAAAUCAGUGCCUUAUUGAAGAAGCAGGAACAAGAAAUGAAUAAUGUCGGAAAUCAGAUGGAAAAGGAAAACCUGCAGAAAACCCAUGACAAACAACUGAGUGAAUUGAUCAGGGAACUUCUGGAAGAUAAAUCACCAUGUCCCAUCUCAUGAAGCAUUUUAUUCCGUAGCAAUGCUAGUGGCUUGGCUCUAGGACAAUGAUAAUAUCACCAUAGUCCAGGCUGAAAUAUCUCAACAGCUACUUUGUGAAGUACCUAUAUGUUUUUUAUGGACAUUCAUGUUACUCAGAGGAUGAGUCCUACUGAAGAAGAAUUAGUCAUGCACUCUCAAAAAAGUACCUUGGGAAAUCUUUUUUUUUCUUCUGGAUUACAGUUGCAGUUUUGAACCUGGUUAUUUGUAACAAAAUUACUUGGGUUUUUUAAGUAACUUAAGUUACACAGGUAACAUAAGUUCAUCAAAUACAUACAAAAGUGUCGGUAAGGACUCUACAAUCAACUCUCUCCAGAAUCAUGUACUGCAUCUUGAAUUUACGUACUUAAGUUAUGUAAACCUAAAUUACAAACAUAAAAAGCCAUUGCUGAUAUUUAUUAACCAAUAGGACACAGUCAGCCAUCUUUUGGGGGAAAGUCCCAUGUGUGAUUGAUCCAACAACCCCAAACUUGGUUGUUUCUCAGUUGGUAGAGACAUCUUUUUCUGAUCUGAGGGUUGGUGGUUCGAUCCCUGACCAUGGCAGCCUACAUGUCGAAGUAUCCUUGAGCAAGAUACUGAACCCCAAAUUGCUCCUGAUGCUGCGUUCAAUGGUGUGAGAAUGAAUUCC